AGAUGUUUGACGUGUCUGAUGUUUGACGGACUUUUUGGGCGACAACACAGCUGCGGCAGAGCAGCUUGGGCCCGCUAACGAUACGGGUUAUUUCUGGAAAUCACGAAGCUCGAGGUUCCAGGCAUGUCCCAAUAAGAAGAGGCCCCGGUGCAGACUCGGCUCUCUGGAGGGAUUAUAUUCCCUCUCUGGUGUGGGAACGCCUCAGGGUCCCCUAGGAGGAGCUGGAGAGUGUCGCUGGGGAAACGGAGGUCUGGAUUUCUCUCCUUGACCUGUUGCCUUGGUGACCUGACAACGAUAAGUGAGUGGACAGUUUCUGGAUUAGAAAUGGCCGAAGGAGGCUUUGACCCCUGUGAGUGUAUCUGCACUCAGGAAUACGCCAUGAGACGCCUCAUCAGUCUGCUCAGACAAUCUCAGUCCUACUGCACGGACAUAGAGUGCCCUCAAGAGCUGCCAGGACCCAGUGGGCCAGGAGGUGGAGGAGGUGACCUGACCCUGUCCAUGGUCCUGAUGGGCUGGGUGGUGGUGGCCCUGGUCCUGUUUCUGCUGCGCCCAUCUGGUCUCAGGGGAGCUCGCCCUGCAGGAAAACCCUCAGGACCUCAUCACAGUGAAAGACGGGAGCCUCCAGCACCGCCUGUGGAUUAACAGAGGAGCAGGAGCACCAGCAACCAUCAAGCUGCUCAGACUGACCAGGACUGCUGCAGCUCCCUGUCA
This is a messenger RNA of Nematolebias whitei (Rio pearlfish), 711 nucleotides long. It is a transcript of the gene smim14, whose product is annotated as small integral membrane protein 14. Bases 325 to 642 code for a protein of 105 amino acids. The transcript is spliced from 6 exons. NCBI's taxonomy places the organism in Eukaryota, Metazoa, Chordata, Actinopteri, Cyprinodontiformes, Rivulidae. Gene Ontology annotation, cellular component: endoplasmic reticulum. The record is from RefSeq and is a predicted model, not a curated record.